Molecule: messenger RNA, 6468 nt
Organism: Symbiodinium sp. CCMP2592
Lineage: Eukaryota; Dinophyceae; Suessiales; Symbiodiniaceae
Source: the annotation of a GenBank genome assembly
AUGCUCAGCUAUCGUGGAUCGGAACGACAAGCGCCGAACACUUUGCAGCUGGCUCUUCGUUUCAGCAAGGUCAUGGACACACGCAAUGAGCAGGGCAAGCACCCCAAGCACUGGUCCACCAUGGAGCGCUUGAAUUCUGUGAUCGAAGAGUACAACUCAAUGGACGGCUUGCAGAUGAAGCACGCCAUGGACGAAGACCGAAUCAAGUCUGUGUACAACAUCAUUGCCGGCACUUCAGCCGAAGCGAGGAACAAGAUCGCCAAGCACCUCAACUACGCCAAAUGGAAAGAGUCGGCUUUCUCCGUGGAACAGUUUAGGUGCUCCAGAUGGCUCCUGGGGGCAAAGCCGAAGAACUGUCCUCUCGAGAUUGUGAACUUGCUGACGGUGACAGAGCAUUCACAGAGGCUGCACAUCGACUUGGUUAUCCACAGCUUCACAGUUGCCGGCAAGAAGUUGAGAGCCUCCUCCCGGGGCAAGAUGAGGGCAUCGGUGGAUGACUUUGCCAAGAUGGCUGACUUUGCCUGUGUGUACUCCAGAGUGUUGGAGAAAGCACGUCUGCUGAGUUCGUGGGACGACAAGAAGGAGCAGAGUGUGAUGAAGUGUUUCAUGAGCCGGGAUUACUGGUCGGAAAUCGAAGCUACGAUCACGGCGAAACUGCCGACCUUCAAAGUCGAACAUCUCGCGAUAUGGUCUGAGUUCAUCGAGCCGAAGACGACGUCUGUGAAGCUGGACCCCCAGGACGAGGUGACGUUGCAGGAGCGUGCCGACACUGUUCGUGCAGCCAAGUUUAGGGAGAUCAGAGCCAAAGUGGCCGAAGACUCGCACAGAAUGACGGCCUUCAACACCAAGACGCAGCAGCGAGACAUUCGGACGCAUGUUGUCGAAGUGAUGCACAUGAAAAGCCAGAAUGCCAUCGGGGCCAAGCCCCUUGCCAGCUGUCAGGUUUCAUCGGUCAACAGUUGUGUCACUGGCAAAGUAAACAGUGACACAUGUCAUGUCGUCUCUUCUGUGCUAAGGCUCGCUGAGGAGCACAUGGUUUCCAAGACGGAGCUGCACGUCGUCGUGUGGUGCGAUUGCACCAAACUGGGAAUCAUGCAACAGAGUGAGAUCAAUGCCUUGGCCGAGAAUGCUGAGAGCUUGCUGCGGCAGAACCCCGAGAGAUCGGUUCUCGUGUUGCUCCCCCCUUUGAUGGGUGGAUCAACCUGUGCUGUGAGCAUGCGCAGCGACAUCAGGAAGCUGGAGGACAAGUUUCUCGACAACAACAUCGAACUGAAACCUUUCUUUCUGAAUAUGGACAUCUCAAAUGUCCAUGGCAACAGAGACAUUCCUUCCUCGUUCGUGUGCUACCUGGGCCUGCUUGACAGCACCCUGCCCACAAAAGGAACUUUGCAUCGAGCAUCGCGGAGUGCAAGCACGGGAGCGGACAAGGAGAAUAUCAACGUGUUCUGCAAGAAAGAGUUGUGGUGCAAACAAGCAUUGCAGCAAAGUCAGUAUCCAGCUGCGCUGGAGGAGAGGGACUUCAUUGUCCCGGGGGGCAAUCUCUGGUCCAGCAACGAGGGUCGACGGAACCUUACAGACCAGCAAGAGCUGGCCCAAUGGCUCGGUGGACUGUCUGUUCCCACUCAGAUUUUGAGCAGUCUGUUGAGCGACUCGAACAAAGCAGUGAUUUUCAACCCGACCGCCUACGACGGCACCUUGGAGAAAGCGGCCAUUAAGCUCGGCUACCCUGUCUUCUCGACUGCCUCGACCACAGGCCCUUGGAAGUGUGCCAAGGACAUGGUGCGGGAUUUCCUCAUGGAGGCUUGGUUGGCAUGGAAGACGAAGACUGAGCCCAUGGACAAGGUGUCGCCGAUGUUCAAGAGGCAGCCCGCAGCCGAGGACCUUCCGGCUGAGGUCUCAAGCCCCUCUUUGACGAUUUGCAACAUGGCGGAUGGAAGAUUGAGUAUCCCGCGGGAGAUUCGGAAUGAGUUCUUGGGAUGUGCAGUUCAUGGACCGGAAUGGAGGGAGCUACUGAGCAAGUUCGACAGAGAGUGGUCGUCCCCGACGGAAACGGUAGAGUCUGCAAUCCCCGACCUCCGGCAUGGCAAGCGUGCGUAUCGCAGCCAUCUGGAAUCUUACUCGGUUGAUGCGUUUUUGCAAAAUGCCUAUGAUGCUAUUGCAGAGACCUUGCCACACCAGUAUGUCCGUCGUGGUCGAGCUAGACCGAGAAGACCGGGCCGGUCAGACGACACAGAGGAUGAGCUAAGCGAUGCCGACCAAGAAAUCGCCUCUGACAUCGAGAACACAGAAGAGCUUGCCGAAUGGAUCGACAAGCCAGAUGCGCCGAUCUUGGCGGCCAGCAGCAGGAAGAUUCGCAAGUAUCUUCCUCCGGGGAAUCUUGCAGAGUUGUUCCAGCACUAUCGUGCAGCACAGACUUUGCUUGGACGGCCCGGGGUGGGGUACAAGACUUUCUGUCACAUCUACUCCGCGGGAUGGAAACCGAUCCUUGCUUUCCGUGACAAGUCGUUCACGCAAUGUGCUGUGUGCUAUGCAUAUCAGCAGACACUGAAGGACAAGACUGCUGAUAUGAGCACCAAGUUGGCUGCAGUGUCUGGUUUGCGAAGUCAUCUUCACGAUCAAUAUUGCGACCGAGCGGUCGCAUGGCAACUUCAAGAGUCUGCCAUGGACCCUUUGAGUGGACUCAUGGUGGUAUGCACCGAUGGAUGCGACCAGAGCAAGUUCAUGAUGAGCGGUGAGAUGAGACCGCGACUGAAGGUGCACGGUCUUUGGGUGUUUGGGCUGAGCUUGCAAGUCUAUGUCAUGGACGCAGAUAACACCGUCCGGGAGGCCAAGAACCAGUAUGUGUUACUGUACUUGGCCGCUCUCGUGGCCCAGUAUCGGAUGCAUCAACUCUGGGGAUGUCUAGCCAGACGAAUCGCCAACGAGAGCAAGUUGCUGAAUCCAGAUGACGUGUGCCACGUCUUGCUGUCAGAGCUACAGAAGGCAAGCAUGCGUGCUUGGCUCGGGCCCAACACAGAAGUGCUCGUCGAGCGACUUGUGUGUGUGAGAGAUUGGAGGAAUCACCUCCCCACCAUCGGUGUAGGCCUUGAAGGUGGGCUCUUGAAGGACUCCUCUUCCAACCACAUGUUUUUCUUCAUGCUGCGUCGAGGCUUGGAUGCAGCACUUUCAAUUAGCACUUUACAUGUUCCUGCAGACUGCUCUUGCUGCUUGGAGUCGUCUCUGUGUGUUUGUGCUUGGACAGAUCUUCCUUCUGCUCUGAUGACCUCUGUGACAGAGGGGUCUUUUCGUGGCCCUCGUGAUCCUUUGGAUGUCGUUGUCCUCUUGAAGAAGCACAUCUGCGAUCCCAUGCUUUCGCAGUCACCUCUGCUGGUUUUACCUCGGACAAAGGCCGACGGAUGGGAAAGUCUUCCUUCGACUAAGCGGGUGAACAAUCACUCAGCGAAGAAUCAGAAAGAGUGGCAAGAGCUGGCCCAGAAAGUCCUGAGCCAUUACAAUGAGCCUUAUCGCAGAGCUGUUGAUUACUUGGAGAAGCUGGCCAGAAACCAGUUCUGGCAUGAAGCCGUUCUUCGCGACAUGCCGUGGCACAUUCGGCCACCGGCACCUCCGGUUCGUGCACAAGCAGGAAGGUUCCUGCACGAAGCUGUCGAAGCAGCUUUGGCCCCGGCACUUCCGCUGAAGGUUGGAUCCGACCCCGACUCCAAGGGGGCAUUGGCUAGCCCUCAGGCCAAACGCAGUUGCACAGAGCUGGAGAAGAAGCUGAAGAAGUUUCCGUGUGGAGACUUGCAGCUGGCAAAGGACAUACUCGCCUACACCCAGCUUUUUCGGAAUGAAGCUGCCAUCCAUGCCAAUGCCCAUCCGGCAGCGUUGGUGCUUGAGAUCUUGGCCUCAGGGUCGGAGACAGAUCGACGACUACACAGCAGCCAGUUGGAGGUUUGGUAUGACGAGUAUGCUAAGAAGCGCUCUGGCCUGGCUGCCUUCAAGAAGCUGGACGAAGUGGUGCUCCGACCCGAAGCUGCAGGAUCCGUCAUGCACGUUCCUCUGAUUGCACUGGCGUUCGACACACCAACGGACGGACCGCCUGUCAUCGAAGACUGGCUCGGAACAUUCGAGAGCAUGUUCUUCGGCGGCAUAGACUUGAUCCGCGAGCCGCUUGACGUGAGCAUCAAGUGUUCCGGAUAUGGAGGUUUGACCGCUUCAUGCUUCGACGUGAUCAAGGGCUACACGCGAGCCAGCGUGAUCAUGACGGUUUUGAUCGCGGCAAGUGAAUUGGACACGAAUUCCGACAGCUGGGACAUGCUGAAGCCUCUCUUUCCUUUUCUGGACAAGGCUUGGAUGGUUUCUAUGAAUGUGGACAGCGUCAGCCAGAGUUUCCGCAAUUUGAUGCUCAGCUAUCGUGGAUCGGAACGACAAGCGCCGAACACUUUGCAGCUGGCUCUUCGUUUCAGCAAGGUCAUGGACACACGCAAUGAGCAGGGCAAGCACCCCAAGCACUGGUCCACCAUGGAGCGCUUGAAUUCUGUGAUCGAAGAGUACAACUCAAUGGACGGCUUGCAGAUGAAGCACGCCAUGGACGAAGACCGAAUCAAGUCUGUGUACAACAUCAUUGCCGGCACUUCAGCCGAAGCGAGGAACAAGAUCGCCAAGCACCUCAACUACGCCAAAUGGAAAGAGUCGGCUUUCUCCGUGGAACAGUUUAGGUGCUCCAGAUGGCUCCUGGGGGCAAAGCCGAAGAACUGUCCUCUCGAGAUUGUGAACUUGCUGACGGUGACAGAGCAUUCACAGAGGCUGCACAUCGACUUGGUUAUCCACAGCUUCACAGUUGCCGGCAAGAAGUUGAGAGCCUCCUCCCGGGGCAAGAUGAGGGCAUCGGUGGAUGACUUUGCCAAGAUGGCUGACUUUGCCUGUGUGUACUCCAGAGUGUUGGAGAAAGCACGUCUGCUGAGUUCGUGGGACGACAAGAAGGAGCAGAGUGUGAUGAAGUGUUUCAUGAGCCGGGAUUACUGGUCGGAAAUCGAAGCUACGAUCACGGCGAAACUGCCGACCUUCAAAGUCGAACAUCUCGCGAUAUGGUCUGAGUUCAUCGAGCCGAAGACGACGUCUGUGAAGCUGGACCCCCAGGACGAGGUGACGUUGCAGGAGCGUGCCGACACUGUUCGUGCAGCCAAGUUUAGGGAGAUCAGAGCCAAAGUGGCCGAAGACUCGCACAGAAUGACGGCCUUCAACACCAAGACGCAGCAGCGAGACAUUCGGACGCAUGUUGUCGAAGUGAUGCACAUGAAAAGCCAGAAUGCCAUCGGGGCCAAGCUCGCUGAGGAGCACAUGGACAAAUGCGCUUCUGUUCUGAUGUGCUCGUUGGAUGAGUUCGCAAAGCGUGUGCACUAUGGCUUCACAGCAGCAGCAUCCCUGCUGGAGGUUUCCAAGACGGAGCUGCACGUCGUCGUGUGGUGCGAUUGCACCAAACUGGGAAUCAUGCAACAGAGUGAGAUCAAUGCCUUGGCCGAGAAUGCUGAGAGCUUGCUGCGGCAGAACCCCGAGAGUCCGGAGCUCGGAUCGGUUCUCGUGUUGCUCCCCCCUUUGAUGGGUGGAUCAACCUGUGCUGUGAGCAUGCGCAGCGACAUCAGGAAGCUGGAGGACAAGUUUCUCGACAACAACAUCGAACUGAAACCUUUCUUUCUGAAUAUGGACAUCUCAAAUGUCCAUGGCAACAGAGACAUUCCUUCCUCGUUCGUGUGCUACCUGGGCCUGCUUGACAGCACCCUGCCCACAAAAGGAACUUUGCAUCGAGCAUCGCGGAGUGCAAGCACGGGAGCGGACAAGGAGAAUAUCAACGUGUUCUGCAAGAAAGAGUUGUGGUGCAAACAAGCAUUGCAGCAAAGUCAGUAUCCAGCUGCGCUGGAGGAGAGGGACUUCAUUGUCCCGGGGGGCAAUCUCUGGUCCAGCAACGAGGGUCGACGGAACCUUACAGACCAGCAAGAGCUGGCCCAAUGGCUCGGUGGACUGUCUGUUCCCACUCAGAUUUUGAGCAGUCUGUUGAGCGACUCGAACAAAGCAGUGAUUUUCAACCCGACCGCCUACGACGGCACCUUGGAGAAAGCGGCCAUUAAGCUCGGCUACCCUGUCUUCUCGACUGCCUCGACCACAGGCCCUUGGAAGUGUGCCAAGGACAUGGUGCGGGAUUUCCUCAUGGAGGCUUGGUUGGCAUGGAAGACGAAGACUGAGCCCAUGGACAAGGUGUCGCCGAUGUUCAAGAGGCAGCCCGCAGCCGAGGACCUUCCGGCUGAGGUCUCAAGCCCCUCUUUGACGAUUUGCAACAUGGCGGAUGGAAGAUUGAGUAUCCCGCGGGAGAUUCGGAAUGAGUUCUUGGGAUGUGCAGUUCAUGGACCGGAAUGGAGGGAGCUACUGAGCAAGUUCGACAGAGAGUGGUCGUCCCCGACGGAAACGGUUGCGGCUCGGCCAAGACGUGCUUGA